UUAUACCUAUGAAAAGAAGAAGAUUUUAACGGUUAACCCUAUUUUUUUGCCCUGUUUACAUUUUUUCCUGCAAAAUGUUUUAUUUAUACUGUAAAUAAUAAUUUAACAACGUUAUGGAACAGUUUAAAGACUCCCAUUAUUUUCACAUUCCUUCCCAAGGUAACAUUUACACUCUCACAGAGAUCAAACUAGCUAAUGGCAAUACGAUAAUUUUGGUUGCGUCCCUGAAACGAGAAAUAUAUUAUUUUGAGUACUAUUUGGAAGCUUCGCAAGGAGGAAUAGUGCCCACGACGAAAGAAGUAUCGUUUACAUACAUUCCCAGUGGUGCCGAAAUUAUAUCGCUGGACGCUUUCAACAAGUCCUCUGUGAAUAAUGAACUGGUUAUAGGGAUAACCAUUAUAAAGAAUAGUAAUGAUUCGAACACGUUAGAGACUUUCCUGAAUAUUUAUUCACAAUUGGAGGACCAUGCCGAUUUCGAUAUAGAAAAUAUCGCACAGAACUGUCUUACAGUCGAACUCAGCUUUAUUCCUUACAAGUUGAUGCAUACUUACUUAAUUACAUGGAAGGAUAACAAAAUUUUGAGUAAAGAGAUAGUGUUUGUUUUGUCUGGCAGUGAUAAUUUAGUUCAUAUCUAUCAUGAAAAUACUGCAGAACAUGUAUACAAGGAGCUGGAUAGUAAAGAAAGGUUUCCAGAAUUUUCCAAAACACCUAGUCCAGUGGUUUGGAUCGAUAUUUGUCACAUAAACAAUUAUACAGAAAGGGUAACAGCAUUUGGAUGCGAAUGUGGUUAUGUGAAGCUUUUGAAGGUCAAUACAACAUCCGACAAGCUGGUAUAUAAUUUUUCAACAAGAUUCGGAAACUACAUAUCCAACGUUUACUUGUAUUUGGAACGGGACUCUAAAAAUAGUGAAGAACUUGCCAGAAUUAUCCCUAAAUCUAUUUUGUCUGAGAGGAAAGAGACAAGGCCUGUAUUAAAUUUAGUUGUUGUGAAUUCUAUACUACCUCCUAUUUUGUUCUGCGAUGUACUAAAAUAUGGUUUAAGUAAUUAUGUUACUUUGCCAAGACAUGACGACACUACCGUGUUUACGUGCUGUAUUGUAGCGGAUAUAGAUUUCGAUAGCUACAAAGAAAUAUUGGUUGGUACAAGUUCAGAGCAAAUAUUGCUGUACAAAUAUGACAAAAAAGAAACUCAGUGGUUUCUAGAAGAAUUAAAAUUUAUCUCUGGUCCAAUUCUAUCCAUGAAAUACAUUGAUAUUAGUGGAGAUGGUGUCAAAGAGUUAGUUAUAUUCUCAAUGAAGGGUUUGCAUAUAUUACAGCAUGACACAAAUAAUAUUCAAAGAAAGUUAUGCGAGAAAAUCGAGAAACUUACUAUACCAAAAAUUACACAUUUAUAAAAAAAUAUAUCUGUAUUAAAGUUU
Messenger RNA from Sitophilus oryzae (rice weevil), 1418 nucleotides. Its product is annotated as KICSTOR complex protein kaptin-like. Gene Ontology annotation, biological process: cellular response to amino acid starvation; actin filament organization; negative regulation of TORC1 signaling. The transcript is spliced from 7 exons. The coding region runs from base 114 to 1394 and encodes 426 amino acids. Gene Ontology annotation, cellular component: actin cytoskeleton; KICSTOR complex; lamellipodium. The record is from RefSeq and is a predicted model, not a curated record. Gene Ontology annotation, molecular function: actin filament binding. Lineage: Eukaryota; Metazoa; Arthropoda; Insecta; Coleoptera; Curculionidae.